GGGAAAAACAAUGAAUGGGUGGAGAUGAUCAGCCCAUGCAUUCCAGCUAGUGCAGUCCAGGCAGCAAUGACAGCUUGAAGGUUGCAGCAGCAUCGGGAUCAGCAUUCCAAGUGCAUCAAUCUUACAGUCUGGAGUGAUUUUACGUGGAGCUGUUCUUUAUUUGCUGAGCCAUGGCCAGUAACCAGGCCAGCCUGCAGGAUGAUCAGAGCAGGCACUGCAAGUUCUUAUCCUACAUGUUCUACCAGGCUGUGAGAGAUCACAAGCCUGUGUGGAUGCUGGAAGACAUGAGAACUAUGGAGUAUUUUUACUGGGAGGAAAAUGCCAGCCUACGAACCUACUCACCUUCAGAAGCCCUUCUCUAUGCAGUGGUGCAUAAUCACCUGCCUUAUGCUCAGUAUCUGCUGUCUCAUUUUCCAGAGGAGGCUCUCAAGGUGCCUGGGGAACACUUCUGCUAUUGCCCAUCCUCUGCUCCUCACCUGGCCAUGGCGGUCACAUAUGACAGGAGAGAUAUCUUGGGACUGAUCAUCAAAAUUGCACACAAGCUCCCCAGCUUGAACUCCUAUAUCAAUAGGGCUGGCUGCUUUCAUCUGGAAGAUGGGAAAACACCCCUGCACCUUGCCUGUGAGCUGCUGAGGUCAGAGACGGUCCUCAUCCUCCUCGGGAAUGGAGCCUCUCCCAGGAUAGAGGACAGUAAAGGACUGACCCCGCUGGACGUCAUCCUGGAGCAGAUGUGGGACUCCAAAGUCAAUGUCGCAUCAAAGAAGCUCUGCCUUGACUACCUCUUGCUCUUCAUGCCCAACCCACAGUUUAAGAUGCGGAAAGUUCUGCAGGAGCAUCCAGACCACUGGACAGCUUUGCUGGGAGAAGACAAAUUCAACAGCCUGGUGGGGAACACACCUGCUUCUUUAUAUCUGCAAGCUAUGCAAACUAUUCUCCAGACUCUUCCCCCUUCCCACUUCCCUAAAAGCAUCCAGGAACUACCUAUACCUCAGGCACUAAAGCCCUUACCAUCCUAUGGCAAAAAGCUACCAGCAAAAAAUGUGGUAAAUGUUUUUCCUUGACUUUAUUCAAUGGGUCUUGGAUUUUCCAAGGCAACUUAGAGGAGCUGGUUAUCCACCACCCUCUGCAUUUUAGUGUGAUUUUAGUACUUAACCUAUUAGGCUAUGCUGGAAAAUCCAAUAUUUUGUGACAAAAUUUUAAAUGUCUUUUCUAACUGAUUGCAGGCACGGCACUUUUAAAGGCAAAAGGCUUCCUUGUUUUCUGUUUUAUUGUGCAUGUGAAGGGUUAACUGUAGUUGAGACUGUGUUGAGACUGUGUUAUGUUUGGUUUCUUAGUUGUCAGCUGGUAUCAGUGUAUCUGAAUUCCCAAUGUGAUAACUGUAUCCUGUGUAAUGCACCUGGGUUAAAAGGAACUACUUACCCAGUGGGAUUUUUAAAUGGUAUCACUGCUAGAGCUGGGAGAAAUACCAUCCCCUACCAACAAGGUUCAGACAUCAAGUUCCCUUUCUAACAAUGCUCAAGCAUUAUUAGUAAUAACCACAAAGUGCAUGGCUGAUGCUGCAGGGAUGCAGAAGCAGUUCCUGCAGGAUAACUGAUCUAUUGAGUUACUUUCCAGAAGGUCAUGGUGUGGAGGGCAUGAGUUGAGAGAGGGGCAGUGUGUGUAUAUUCCUGGGGGAUGGGAGAUAAAGAUCCACAGAACAGCUAAUGGGAAGAAUCCAGUCUCACCUGGGAGCGAGGGGGUUAAAGGCAAUCCCAGCCUUGGUGCCUCUACAGACUAGUGCAAUGGGGAAGGAACAAUUUUCCCCACUGUACAGUAAAAAAAUGGCAAUUGGAGCAGGGACAUUGGGAGCCCUGUCUUUCAUAUGUGACAUUAUUUCUCCUUGGCUUGUGUUUUGGAACAUAUCUCUACAGGAGAUGUAGCUGGCUUACUUGAUUUCCCUGUGGGUCUCAGAGCUAUAGGCAUUUGUUAUUUAUCCUAAGUUGGGGUAUGAUAUUCCGCUGCUAAAAGUUGUUACUUGCUGUCAAUUAGAGUGUUUUUGCCACCCAGGUCCAGACAGUAAUCCUUAGCCUGGAAGUUACAAAAUGUUCCCACUAACUGGGCACUGCAGGCAGGGUGAGUUUGCAGAAAGCGAGACUGGGUCUGGGCAGCCUUCUGGGUAGCUCUGAAUCACACUGCCCUCUCUGCUCAAGGCACUGGUUCUGCUCUCCUGGCUGUUCUCAGCAUCAACAGAGCAGUGGUAGAAUCCUAGCUCCCUUUGGGGGACAUCCCUUAUUUUGGACACCAGUGUUCCCCACUCCUUGUAAGCGCACCCUCUGUUCUGCUGAAGUAGCACGACUCACUUCCCCCGCCUGCACUGGGCAGCAGUGCAGAACUCACUCUCCCUCUUCAGCUGGAUUUGGGGCCCAAGGCUUGGGGCACAAACCACUUUCCACAGGCAGUAGCUAAGAAAGAUGUGCAGUCAAAUCUCCACUGCCUUGUGCAAAAAUGGCUCAUGUCUCCUCUGGCUAAUUCCCUGCCUGUGCCAAGGAGGCCGUGCUGGACUUGCUCCUGUCUUUCUGUCAACACAGGGAGCACUACCAUUUAAUUUCCCUCUGCUUGGGCUACCUCCUGUGUGCCAGGACACUGGCAAUGCCAGCCAUGGCCAGGUGGAGAUUUACUGUGAGGCUGCAGAACAUGCCGUUCACAACCACCUGGACCAUCCUUUCUGAGACACUGGGAUGCUCCUCCCAGCUAUCUCUUCCUGCAUGCUGUGGGAGCACCUCAGUUCCUGUGCCAUGUGCUAGGCCAGGUGAAUGAGCAGCCUUACUUGUGAGGUGGAGGAAAUGUCAGCCCUAAAAGUGGCAAGAAGACCAUGAAGGGGUUAACCCUUCUCCUGAAAUCCCACAUCUCUGGUGCUGCAGUGUCCCUCCACUCCUGCCCCUGGGGACUUGAAUGUCCUUCUCCAUCUGUGUCUAUUUCUCCUUGUUGAUGGGGAAGGCUGCAAAUGGGGAAAUGCAGGGUCAGCGUUGGGUGAGGUUUUGGGGGAAGCCUGCGCUCGACAGCUUGUGCUGCAGACAGAGGCUGUCACAGCUUGAGAAGCAAAGCAGAGCCCAAGGCAGAUUUGCAUUAUAAGCAGUGUCUCAGCUGCUUCUGCCAAGCCCUCAGGCUCCCCAGCACUGGAAGAUACUCCCCCAAAAACCCAGAGCUGGAGGCAGAGGACAGAGCAGGCUCUCGCUGCCCAUGGCUGCCUGGAGUGACUGUGCAGAGCACAGCCCCUGUGGCACCCCAGGAGUCCCGAGGAGCAGGACUGGGUUUGUCCCCAGCAGCACUGCGGUAUCUCAUCCGGAUGUCCGUGGGUGAGAGGCGGAGGAGGCUGGUGAAGGAUAUUAUUAGAAUAGUAAUUAGGUCCUGGAAGCAGAGAUCCCAGAAAAGGAGGAAAUGGAAAUCAUCCAGUGCUAUUGCACUGGCUCGAAACCAUGUGAGUUUCAGUGCUGUGAAGAGUUUCAGAAAAGACGGGAGGGAGGGGAGGGCUGUUCAUCUUACAAAUCCAAGGAGACAGGUAGGGACUGUUGGCAUUAUUGCCAGCACUUUCUAUUAAGGCAGGAGGCCAAACUCAGAGAGCCAGAGCAGCCCACUGGGAGCAAGUGAGUGUAAAAUGGUGCAGGGGUCUCUUGUUGGCUGCAAUAGUUGUGGAUCAAUGCAGUGGUCGGGAAUCAGGCACUUUAUAGGUGGGUUUGCAGCAGACAGCAGGAUGCCUGUGUGCAUGCAUUUGUCCAUGUGGGAGGCUCCCCUCAAUCCACCUGCUGAGAGAGAGGAUAGAAGAUGAAUUGUCUUGAAUAGUUUCUUUCUGGGACAUUCCUGUGACUGGUGCCCCAGCCUGGAAGAAAGCUGCUGGUCCAUUGUUGGCUAACACGGCCAAAAAUUCUGGUGUGUCCAGCCCAGAGUAUAACAGGCAAGUACCCACACAGGAAAGAUCACUCCACAGCCCCCUCAUUUCUCCUUUUCUUGACCAUUUUAGCAAGAGAUCGAGCACCAGCUAGCCCUCAAUCACAUCGGGCCUCCCAUGUGCAGUCCUAGUGGGACAAAGUUUUGGGUCAUUAGCACUGUGGUGACAACUCUUUCCAUUGCCUGUAGCAAUGUGACAGCAGGAUGGGCACUCCUGCUGGAAUAAGGAAAUCUUUUCCCUAGACCCUGUUUGCUUAUAUUGCGGUGAUCUGCCUGUUAGUUUGAUACCCCUUCAUCUUUGUCAAUACAGUGACAUUACAUCAGAUAUGGCCAAAUCUACCUCAGCCCCGUCUGUGUUGGCUUUUUCUCUCCAUUCUUUCCAAGCCAGGUCAUUAGCAAAAGUAAACUCAAAAACAUUUUGCAAUAUUUUCCUGCAACCUGACCAUCUUGAAAAAUCCCUAUGCUUGCAUGGCAAAUAUGUUGGUGGCUUUGUUAAUCAAAAAGGGUGCUGGGUGCUGUGAGGUGAUGUUUACAUUCUGCAUAUCUGCAUACUGAGUAAGUGUCGCUCAGAUCUGUAUUUCUGCACUUGGGAAAAAGAAUAAACAAGAGAGAAACAGGGAAAGGGUAAAGUCUUUUCUGAUCUUUGGAUUUAGGUUGGUUCUGCAGGUUACAUCUCCUUAAUUACAAUUUUGAGGAGUAGCAUUGUAAGGAUCUGAAUUGUCUGUAUGUAUGAGCCUUUGGUUUUGGUGAGAAGCACUUCAAUGAGUACAGUGUGGCAGAGUGAGUGAGUGAGUGAGUGAGUGAGUGAGUGAGUGAGUGAGUGAGUGAGUGAGUGAGUGAGUGAAAGCACACAGGUGUGUGUGUGUGCACGUGUGUGAGUGCCUGCCCUCUUGACACACGUGUGACUGUGUCUGCCCUCUUGUCAUACGUGUCUGCCUGCCCUCUUGUCGCACACGUGUGAGUGUCUGCCUGCCCUCUCCUGGCAAAUCCGUAACCUACUGGCAGCUCCCACCCACUGCACUCCUCGGACCAGCACUGAGCGAUGCGCUACGGAAGCAGCCUUUUCACGCGGUCAGUGUGUGUGUCCCGGGCCCCGUGCUGCUGACAGCAUCAUUAGCAGGAAGGACAGGCCAGAUUCUGACCUCAGUUACACCUCCCUACACCUGAAGUAACGCUUUUUAAGUUGGUUCCAUCACUACAGCUGUUUGUGGGUCUAAAGGAAAACAAACUGUUCGUGCAUUUGUGUUCUUCAAGGCUCCAUAAUUCUGACUUCAGCAUAUAAAUAAAUGUGAAACUUUAUCUCUGAAAA
Molecule: messenger RNA, 5233 nt
Organism: Haemorhous mexicanus (house finch)
Lineage: Eukaryota; Metazoa; Chordata; Aves; Passeriformes; Fringillidae
Product: ankyrin repeat domain-containing protein 9-like
Exons: 2
Coding region: 171-1061 (296 amino acids)
Molecular function (GO): protein binding
Source: RefSeq, a predicted model, not a curated record